AUGAUCCUGAAUAGGCACACAUGGUGUUUUCAGCUGCUGGCAGGGCCAACUAGAUUCGCUAAAAGAGAAAGGAGCGAUCGUUCGCGCGAUGGAUACUGCAUUAUGGAGAAGGCUGGCUCAAAAAAACGAAAAAGACCCGAAAAAUCGGUAAUUGAAGAAGCAGUCAGUGAAGUUUUGGAGAAAGGUCAGUCCAUAAACAGAACUGCACUUGCCUUAAACAUAUCGAGGGCUUACUUAGCUAAAAUCGUUAAAAAAGUAAAGACGUCUGGCGAUUCAUCAUAUGAACACUGA
Molecule: messenger RNA, 291 nt
Organism: Acanthoscelides obtectus
Lineage: Eukaryota; Metazoa; Arthropoda; Insecta; Coleoptera; Chrysomelidae
Source: the annotation of a GenBank genome assembly